Molecule: messenger RNA, 1710 nt
Organism: Rotaria sp. Silwood1
Lineage: Eukaryota; Metazoa; Rotifera; Eurotatoria; Philodinida; Philodinidae
Source: the annotation of a GenBank genome assembly
AUGAGCGAUACUCAUAAUUAUCUUCCAUUUUGUCGUCCCUCGUUUUCUGAUAAUAUUAUAUCAGAUGAUCAUGGAAAAUAUGACCAUCAUUACUGGUCGCCCAUUCCAUCACUUACGAAAUCAUGUAUGAUGUGCAAACGAAAAAGUUUGUCACGAAGGUUAACUAUUCGAAGAGAAUCGCACAUCUCAGAAGAUAAUGCAGCACACAUCCAGAUAAGACAAGACUUAAAACCAAAAUUUGCUAAAUCUUGCCGUGGUCUGAUAUGUCUAUGGUGUUCAGAAGAGUGUCAUCGACAAUGCUGGCAAAGUGUCAACGACAAUAAUGAUGAUAACAAAUGUGAUUAUGGAAAGAAUAUCAUUGUUCGUCCACAGUGGUUACAUCGCGUAGCAAACUCUCCCGUAGGUUUUCAAGCACGAUUUCCAGAUAACAUCGAUCCGAGCAACUCAUCGUUAACCCCUUUAAUUGUCUUUAUAAACAAACUUUCAGGUGGUCAAAAAGGGGAGAUUAUCUAUAAUAAACUUAUACGUUUAUUAAAUCCACGUCAAGUUUUUCUUCUCGAAAACGAUGCAAGUGUAAUGCAAGCUUUGGAUAUAUAUUCAUCUCUUCGUAAUACUCGUAUUUUGCUUUGUGGUGGCGAUGGAACAGUCGGAUGGAUACUGAGCACUUUAGCAAAACGAUUUUCAUCACUUGAUAAUCCUCCAGUAGGUAUUUGUCCUAUGGGUACAGGGAACGAUUUAUCACGUGUAUUGGGCUGGGGUUGGUCUUACAAUAUGAAACGACUACUGACCACACUCUUACAUAUUUCUAAUGCUAAACCUAUUGCACUCGAUCGUUGGCAAGUUGAUUUUGAACCAUUAACAAGAAUUGAUCCUAUCGAAGAGACUGGAAGUAUUCGUCGAUGCUUAUCACAUAUUCUGGAUCAUCCAAAGUUCGUUCGUGAAAUUGAUCGACCAUCUUAUCAAAAUUAUCAAAAGCCUCUUAAUGUUCGAUUUACUAAUUAUAUUAGUUUUGGAUUAGACGCAGCUGUUGUGUUGGAUUUUCAUGAUAAACGAAUGCGUGAUCCAUCGAAAUUUACAUCACCAAUGAAAAAUAAACUUAUUUAUCUCAAUAUUAGUAGACAAUAUUUUAGAGAAUUUGCUUUAUGGAGAGCAUGGAAUUUAAGAUCAUAUAUGAGAAUUAUUUGUGAUGGUGAAGAUAUGACAAAUUCAUUACGUCAUUGUCAUACUGUUGUUCUGUUAAAUAUUCCAAGUUAUGGAUCGGGUACUCAUCCUUGGAGUAGAACAUACCAAAAUAGUAUAUCGCUAUCAAACAAUAUUCCAAAUCAAACCGAGAAAUUCAAUCAGAUCAAUUCGAAUAGAUUUCAAGAUAUAGAUCCACCAGAUUACAGCUAUGACCAAUGUAAAUCUGCGAGAGAAGAUAUAUCCAAUACCGUUGAAUCCUCUAGAGCGUCUGUUACUAACGAUCAGAUUGGAAGACAGAGUAUUGAUGAUCGCAAAAUUGAAGUUGUUGGAUUAGACUCGAUACAGAUGGCUUUGAUUCAUAUUGGUUUUCGAGGUCGUCGCAUUGCUCAAUGCAGUCAAGUACGACUUGAACUCAUUCGCUCAAUGCCUGUACAUAUGGACGGUGAUCCAUUCUAUCUUCCUCAAUUUACCGCCAUCAAUGUUACUCACGCAGGACAAGUUUUAGUUUUGACAAACGACAAUAAAUAG